CUGUGUUGAAUCGGUAUUCCAUUACCAUACGUUUCUAGUAGUUAUACCAAACGACAUUUGUAAUACACAAGACCCUCCCUCCCUCGCUCAGCAACCUCUGACCAUCGAACACUAAAACAUGUCGUUGCAACUUUAUACAGCGUUCUAUUUCUUUGAGACUUGGGUUACUAUUUCAUGCUUUUUGAUCAGCCGUGGAAAAUCAUCCUCCAGCGGAGAGGCUGACGUACGCUUAUCAGUGGAUUUAUGGGGUGACACGCCAAUGAGACCAAGCAAGCACUUACCGUUAGUGUCUGCAGCCAAUUUUGAAACAGUUGUCCAGAUCCAGCAUGGACGUCUUUCAUUCGCUCCCUACUACUUUUUUUUGAAGCUACUCGGAGUACUCAGUAUUAACGUAUUUCCCAACCAUUCUCCAGCUUCUUUCCCUUCUUCCCACCUCCUCUCCCCCACCUCCAUAAGACACAAAAGCAGUACUACUUGCCACUUUUACCUUUAUCCUCCCUUUGACCCUUUAUUUACCAUUUAUUACCAUUUCAAGUGGCUGCGUUUUGCGAAGCCCAUCGUCAUACGGCGGUCUUUUGAUUCCGCGCUGUUUCUCGCCCCCCGUCCCCUCUCGGCCAUUUACUCGUCUGCCUAGACUAGGAAUUUCACAGCCUGUCUCUUCGGCUGUCAGUCUUUCUGCCUGUCAGAUCAUGGAUGCUUGGUAGAUCUUGGCACUACUCGCACUC
This is a messenger RNA of Aspergillus saccharolyticus JOP 1030-1, 725 nucleotides long. RefSeq lists its product as uncharacterized. NCBI's taxonomy places the organism in Eukaryota, Fungi, Ascomycota, Eurotiomycetes, Eurotiales, Aspergillaceae. The record is from RefSeq and is a predicted model, not a curated record. The transcript has 2 exons. The coding region runs from base 119 to 634 and encodes 171 amino acids.